GAGAUUCGAGAUUCCUUCACACUAAUCACUUUACUGUGGGCGUCUGCUCCGAUUUCCAAAUGCUGAUGUGGUCGAUUCUCAUUGUUCAGAUUUAUUUAAGAAGCUAUAAAAUUGGGGCAGUUAUGAGUUAACUCAGUUAACUGAAGAACAACUAAGUAACACAGCACAUACGUGUGUUCCUGUAUUAUUUUAUACUCGGCAUUUUGCUGUUGUCGUACACAGAAACAAAAAUAAUCAUAAUAUAUUUUAUUACAUUACAUAUUUCAAGAUAUACAGACGAGUAACGUGUGGACUCGAUUCAUUUGCCCUAGUUUUUCUUGUGAAAAUGCGUAAGCUGUUGCAGUGUAUUACUUUUAUUUUUUUGGCAGUAUCAGUAUCGUCAAAGGAAGAAAAGGUAGACCGAGUGUAUAAUAGAGGUUUGAAUGGAAAAGAACACUUCGAAAAUGAUAUCCACAAUAAGGAAUAUGACCAUGAAGCGUUUUUGGGAGAAGAGGCCAAAACUUUUGAUGAUUUACCACCAGAAGAGAGCAAGCGAAGACUGGGAGUGAUAGUUGAUAAAAUAGACCAUGACAAAGAUGGUUUUGUAACCCGUGAAGAACUGAGGGAUUGGAUCAAAUUCACACAAAAGAGAUAUAUAUCAGAAGAUAUAAAUAAGCAAUGGGCAAUGCAUAACCCUGAAAAUAACCCAAAAUUAUCUUGGGAAGAUUAUGAAAAGUUAGUUUAUGGUUUUAUAGACUUUUCAAAUGUUGUAAACCAAGAGGAUGAGAAUUAUUCAUAUAUGGUGAUGAGGAAACGAGACAAAAGAAGGUGGCAGAUGGCUGAUAAAGAUGGAGAUGAUGCUCUUAGUAAAGAGGAAUAUGGGAAAUUUCUCCAUCCAGAGGAAGAUGAAUACAUGAAAGAUGUAAUGAUUUUAGAGACUAUGGAAGAUAUUGACAAAGACAAUGACGGAAAAGUAUCUUUGAAGGAAUAUAUCCGUGAUUUGUAUAGAGGGGAAGACGAUGAAGAAGAACCAGACUGGGUGAAGAGUGAAAGAGAACAAUUCGAUACAUAUAGAGAUAAAGAUGGAGAUGGUUUUCUUGAUGUCGAAGAAGUUAAAAAUUGGGUUAUUCCUCCCGAUUUUGAUCAUGCAGAAGCAGAAGCUAGACAUUUAAUCUAUGAAGCUGAUGGUGAUGCAGAUGGGCAACUAACUAAAGAUGAAAUUAUGAGUAAAUAUGACCUGUUUGUUGGCUCUCAAGCAACUGAUUUUGGUGAUGCCCUAGCAAGACACGAUGAGUUUUGAACCUCCUUGUUUCAAUUAUUUUAUUGUUGUUCAUUAUGGCGUUACUUUUUAUUCAUGGUGAACAUCAAUUUCUUGUUCGGCAACUUAUUGCAGUAAGUAGGAACCAACAAAAUAGGUGUAUAUUGAAAUCUAAAAUUUUUUCACUUCAUAAAGAAUUGCCACUUGUGUUGUUCUGACUGUAAAUCAGUUUCAUGCAACACUACUUAUUUUAGUGCAGAUAGUUUAUAACUAUUAUAAUAACUCUAUGUACUUCUUUUUAUUAAAUUAUUUUCCUUUCUAUCCUUAAUGAGAAAUAAUAUGAAAUCAAAUAUUUGAAAUUUUUUUAGAAUCUAUUUUUAUAGGGUUUUUGCAAAUAAUUAAAUCCAAUGUGUUUUUCUAACGCUUGUAUUAUGAAAUGUGCCAUAACUUAAUAUUUUUAUAUUCUAUACAAGUAUAAAUAUACCAAUUUUAUCAAA
This is a messenger RNA of Coccinella septempunctata (seven-spotted ladybird), 1734 nucleotides long. RefSeq names its product calumenin (gene scf). Gene Ontology annotation, cellular component: endoplasmic reticulum. Bases 326 to 1279 code for a protein of 317 amino acids. NCBI's taxonomy places the organism in Eukaryota, Metazoa, Arthropoda, Insecta, Coleoptera, Coccinellidae. Gene Ontology annotation, molecular function: calcium ion binding. The record is from RefSeq and is a predicted model, not a curated record. The transcript is spliced from 4 exons.